UCUGUAGGUAUUGCUGAUGAUCUGCUGUACAGUGCUGAUCUGGGUCCAUCCAUUGCACCUUCAUUCCCUAAUACUGCAAUACCUGAAUUGCCUACCAUUGAGCCAGAAACACCGUGUCUUAACUCCAGCAGUGCAAUUCUUCCACCUCCAGCACCACCUCCACCAGAGGAGCUUCCAUCACCCCCUCCUCCUCCUCCACCACCACCACCACCUUUACCAGAGGAACUUCCAUCACCACCUCCACCCGAGGGUGGAGAUGCUUUGGACGGCCCACAUUCUGGUUUAGACUCCAAGAAGCUGGUCGCGGGGGCACCAGAGUCUGUAGUUCAUCCUGGUAAUGCCAGGGCUAGCUUACUGGAGUCUAUCAGGCAAAUGGGAGGCAGUGGGAAGGCUAAGUUGAGAAGUGUCAAAGAGAGAAAGAUUGAGGCAAAGAAGAAGAAACAAGAAGAAAAAACUGUAGGUGGUUCAGGUGACCUGAUGACAGACCUCUUCAACAAAUUACAGAUGAGAAGGAAAGGAAUAUCAG
Messenger RNA from Limulus polyphemus (Atlantic horseshoe crab), 526 nucleotides. Its product is annotated as WASH complex subunit 1-like. Gene Ontology annotation, cellular component: recycling endosome; WASH complex; early endosome. Gene Ontology annotation, molecular function: gamma-tubulin binding; alpha-tubulin binding; actin binding. Gene Ontology annotation, biological process: endocytic recycling; exocytosis; retrograde transport, endosome to Golgi. NCBI's taxonomy places the organism in Eukaryota, Metazoa, Arthropoda, Merostomata, Xiphosura, Limulidae. The record is from RefSeq and is a predicted model, not a curated record.